Molecule: messenger RNA, 1553 nt
Organism: Ectocarpus siliculosus
Lineage: Eukaryota; Phaeophyceae; Ectocarpales; Ectocarpaceae
Source: the annotation of a GenBank genome assembly
AAGAUGCGAGCGUCCUACGGCUGGUGCAACUUCUCGUGCUUCUAUUGGCGAUUCAACUGGAUGCUUUCGCGCUGACUCCUGCUGGACGCAGCGCGCAUUGCGGGGGUCAACCGUCGAACCAGGCGACAAGCUUGAACGGACCAGGGAAGCUGGCCGGUGUGGGAUCGUCCUUGCGCUCGGCCCAAGGGCUCUCUCCCGAGUCGCGCGCCAAGGUUCCGUUGACGGUGCAACGCAUGUCCGGUGGUGGCGAGGGCAGCCAGGCCGCUAGCGAAGAGGGAGACAAGUCUGGCAUGUCGGCGUCCGUCUUCAACCUGGCCAAGAACAUCUUGGGCGCUGGAAUGCUCUCCUUGCCGAACGGGGUAGCUGCGUUUUCGGAUUCCAGGAAGGCCAUUGUCCCCGCCUCCUUGAUCAUCGCCGCGCUGGGCGCCGUGUCCGCCUACACCUUCGUGCUGAUCGGCCGCUCCUGCGCCGAGACCAACGCGGAGUCCUACGAGCAGUCCUGGGCGCGCACGGUGGGGCAGAAGUCCGCCUGGGUGCCGGCCGGCGCGUGCGUGGCCACGUGCUUCGCCGGGUGCCUGGCCUUCACGAUCAUCAUCGGGGACAGCUUCUCGGCGCUGGCCAAGACCUUCGGCGCGCCCGCGCUUGUCGCCAAGCGGUCGAACAUCAUCAUGGCGGUCUCGGCCACGGUGCUCUUGCCCCUGUCCCUCCUGAAAAACCUCAAGUCCCUUGGGUUCACGAGCAUGCUGGGGACCUCGGGCCUUGUCUACACGGCCGUCAUGAUGGCGAUCCGCUUCUUCGACGGCUCUUACGCGGCCGGGGGGAAGUUUCACGCCCUCUUGCCCGCGGCCGGGGCCCCCGUGUUUGACGCCAAGGGCACCAAUCCCAUAUGUUUCCUGGUGCUCGUCUCGAUGCUGUCCACGGCGUACGAGGCGCACUUUAACGCGCCGCUCUUCUACCGCGAGCUUAAGGACAACACGGUCCCGCGGUACAGCAAGAUGGUCUCGAUCUCGUUCCUUGCGAGCGUGGCCACCAUGACGGCGGUGACCGCCUUCGGGUUCAUGACGUUCGGCGGGGCGUCGAGCGGUUACAUCCUCAACAACUACGCCACGACGGACCGCCUGGCUACCGUGGCGCGCGUGGCCGUGGCCUCCAGCCUGGUCUUCUCCUACCCGCUCUGCUUCGUGGGCCUCCGCGACGGCAUCCGCGAGAUGAGCGGCGCGAAGCCGGGGGAGACGCGGAAUCGAACGAGGUGGACGGUGGGUCUCCUGGCCGGGGUCACGGCGGCGUCGCUCAAGCUCACCGACCUGGGGUUCGUGAACUCCUUCGGCGGCGCGCUCAUCGGCUCCGGGAUCGUCUACGUCUUCCCGGCGCUCAUGUUCCUGAAGCCGCUCAUGAGGAAGUUUAAGGACAAGGCGGUCGCCGCCGCCGCCGCCGCCGGCCAGAAGCGGGAGAUGUCGCUGAACGCGGGGAUUGUGGCGGUCGGGGUGGCCAUGGGGGUGCUCGGGUGCGUGAUCAGCGUCCUGGAGACGUUCACGAAUGUCUUGGGGAUUUAG